Messenger RNA from Dama dama (fallow deer), 4590 nucleotides. RefSeq names its product 24-dehydrocholesterol reductase (gene DHCR24). Lineage: Eukaryota; Metazoa; Chordata; Mammalia; Artiodactyla; Cervidae. The coding region runs from base 350 to 1900 and encodes 516 amino acids. Gene Ontology annotation, molecular function: Delta24(24-1) sterol reductase activity; FAD binding. The record is from RefSeq and is a predicted model, not a curated record. Gene Ontology annotation, biological process: steroid metabolic process. Gene Ontology annotation, cellular component: membrane; cytoplasm. The transcript is spliced from 9 exons.
UCCCGCAGCCCGCGCCCGGCAGACCCCCGCAGAUCAGAGCGCCGCAGACCACCCCCUCCCAGCGCGUCCGAGAGGAGAAGAGGGUGGAGCGGACAGACUCCCGCAGCCAAUAAAAUCAGCGGGUUCCUGGUCCGAUCCCCGGCGCGGCUCGCCAUUGGUCGCCACCCGGGUCUCGGCCCACCGAACCUUUGCGACCUGAGCCAAUCGCUAGCCGGUGAGGGGUCCUCAGGCUCGCGGGGAGCCGGCGGCGGGCGGCUGCGAGUGCUAGCAGGCUAGCAGCCGUUGGCGGUGACUAGCGGCGCGAGCCCGCAAACCCCCUCCCCGGUGCGGCGCGCCGCCAGGCUCCACCAUGGAGCCCGCUGUGUCGCUGGCGGUGUGCGCGCUGCUCUUCCUGCUCUGGGUUCGCGUGAAAGGGCUGGAGUUUGUUCUCAUCCACCAGCGCUGGGUGUUUGUGUGCCUCUUCCUCCUACCUCUCUCGCUCAUCUUCGACAUCUACUACUACGUGCGCGCCUGGGUGGUGUUCAAGCUCAGCAGCGCGCCGCGGCUGCACGAACAGCGCGUGCGGGACAUCCAGAAGCAGGUGCGGGAAUGGAAGGAGCAGGGCAGCAAGACCUUCAUGUGCACGGGGCGGCCGGGCUGGCUCACCGUCUCACUGCGGGUUGGCAAGUACAAGAAGACACACAAAAACAUCAUGAUCAACCUGAUGGACAUUCUGGAGGUGGACACCAAGAAACAGAUUGUCCGAGUGGAGCCCUUGGUGACCAUGGGUCAGGUGACCGCCCUGCUGACCUCCAUUGGCUGGACUCUGCCUGUGUUGCCCGAGCUGGAUGACCUCACAGUGGGAGGACUGAUCAUGGGCACAGGCAUCGAGUCUUCGUCCCAUAAGUAUGGCUUGUUCCAGCACAUCUGCACUGCCUAUGAGCUGGUCUUGGCCGAUGGCAGCUUUGUACGAUGCACACCGAUGGAAAACUCAGACCUGUUCUACGCUGUGCCCUGGUCCUGCGGGACUCUGGGCUUCCUGGUGGCUGCCGAGAUCCGCAUCAUCCCCGCCCAGAGGUACAUCAAGCUGCGGUUUGAGCCGGUGCGUGGCCUGGAGGCCAUCUGUGACAAGUUCACCUAUGAGUCCCAGCGGCCGGAGAACCACUUCGUGGAAGGGCUGCUCUACUCCCUGGAGGAGGCCGUCAUCAUGACGGGGGUCAUGACAGAUGAGGCAGAGCCCAGCAAGCUGAAUAGCAUUGGCAACUACUACAAGCCGUGGUUCUUCAAGCACGUGGAGAACUACCUGAAGACAAACCGAGAGGGCCUGGAGUACAUCCCCUUGAGACACUACUACCACCGCCACACGCGCAGCAUCUUCUGGGAGCUCCAGGACAUCAUCCCCUUCGGCAACAACCCCAUCUUCCGCUACCUCUUUGGUUGGAUGGUGCCUCCCAAGAUCUCCCUGCUGAAGCUGACCCAGGGCGAGACGCUGCGCAAGCUGUAUGAGCAGCACCACGUGGUGCAGGACAUGCUGGUGCCCAUGAAGUGCCUGCCGCAGGCCCUGCACACCUUCCACAACGACAUCCACGUCUACCCCAUCUGGCUGUGCCCAUUCAUCCUGCCCAGCCAGCCGGGCCUGGUGCACCCCAAGGGGGAUGAGGCCGAGCUCUACGUCGACAUCGGUGCCUACGGGGAGCCACGUGUGAAGCAUUUUGAAGCCCGGUCCUGCAUGAGGCAGUUGGAGAAGUUUGUCCGAAGUGUGCACGGGUUCCAGAUGCUGUAUGCUGACUGCUACAUGGACCGGGAGGAGUUCUGGGAGAUGUUCGAUGGCUCCCUGUACCACAGGCUGCGGAAGCAGCUAGGCUGCCAGGACGCCUUCCCUGAGGUCUAUGACAAGAUCUGCAAGGCUGCCAGGCACUGAGCCGGAGCCCGCCCAGGAGGAAGCACACGCGAGGGGGGAUCCUGUCCCCAGGGCCAGAAGGCAUCUACCCUUCACUCAAGCUUGGCUGCUCUGCCAGAUCCACACUUUGAGAAAGAAACCCCUCCAGAAACACCCCCUACCCACAUGGCCUUGAGGCUUGCUCCCAGCUUCCAGGGGCGGCUGGGUGGAGUGGAAAGGAUGUGGGAUUUGGAGUCAGACAAACCUGAAUCCAGUUCAGCCACUCAUUAGCUGUGUGACUCCAGGGGAAUCACUGAGCCCCUCUGAGCCCGGCUCCUCAUCUGUCGAAAGCAGGGGUGGGUAAUGCUCCCUGCCUGCUGUGGCAUCUAAGUCAAGCACCCAUUGCAGUGGACGUGCUGAAGAAUUGACAAAUACUAUUAGCACAGAUUCCUGCUCAGCAUGACCUCAGACUAAAGUGCUUUGGAUUCAGUGGUUGAGUCCGGGAAGGCGCCACAUCAGGUUACCUGGGCUCAGGUUUGGUGGAAAGGGGUGCCCUGGAGUUGCGCUGCCAUCACUUGUCAGCCAGAAGAGUUGCCCCUCAGAGGGAAGGAAGGAAAGUUCCUUUCCAUCGCUGGGCCCUUGGGAGGGCAACAGAGGGGGUGGGCAGGCCCAAGACGUGCUGUGCCAAAGCCAGGUCUGAUUCCAAAGUUCCCUCUGUCUUCCUUGGGGAUGCCCUGCUCCUUCUUCCUUCAUGCUCAGGGUUGCAGGCCCACCGCAACCAUUGCCCAAGUCCACUCAGAGAGGACCGUGUGCUUGUAGAAGACACUUCAGGGUGGAAUCCUGUCUGGGCCUGGGGCAGGUGGGGUGAGUGGUUUUGGCUCUGAAUUGAAUCCACAGUACCUGGGCUCAUUCUUGCCUUUCCACCCUCCGUGCUGCUUAUCCGCAGAACCUGCUUCAACCUGCUGGGGUGUGUCCUCCGCUCUGCAGCGGGUCUGGGAGUGGGGCGGGUGGGACCACACCAAGCAGGAAAAUGCAGCCUGUCAUCCUUAGGUCUCGUGGGGAUCCUCACUGUGGCGCUGAAAGAAAACAGCAUCAACUUGAUUUCUACAACCACUCAUCCCCUCCUUUUUUUUCUUUUUUUUUCCUUCCUCUCCCCACCCCCAGCUGUAGUUAAUUUUAGUGCCUUACAAAUCCUAAGCUCAGAGAAAAGUUAGCUUCGUGUCUGUUCCAGAGGGAAGGAAACCUUCCCAGGCCCCUGCCCACCUAUUAAAGCUUGGUUGUUUAUGCAGCUCCAUCUUAAGAACUAUCCAGCCUCAGCUGAAAACCCAGACUCUGAGAGGGAAUUACGUAAGGGAAUUAAGUGAGCUGGGCCAGGCAGUGAUGUUCUGGAAUAGAGGAGAGCACUGGCUGGGAGCUGGGAGGCCUGGGUUUCAGUCCUGGCUGUAUUCUUCACAAGCUCUGCCUCCAUGGGCAAGUCAUUUGUCCCUCUGAGCUGCAGUUUCCUCAUCUGUCACAUCCAUGUACACAAGACCACCCGAGGCUCUUCUGCUUUAGAAGUGCACAGCUGUCUUAAACACCGUGAUUGCGAACCCCACGAUAAAGCCUCGUCCGCGUGGAAAGUCAGAGGGAAAAGUAAAUGAUCCAGGUGGGGGUUGUCUGCCAUUUAAGAUCCUUCCUUCAGCCCAAGGCCAGCUCUCAUCUUUUUCAGAAAGGCACACCUGUGGCCUGUAAGGAAGUGUCAUUGUUGUCACCACUGGUUGCCAGAAGCCUCCCAGAGUCACACUUUGGCUGCCGAGGCUCACUCCACCCACCCCGGGUUUGGCACACUGGUGUCUUGAUGUGGUCCUGGGAGUGCCAGGCACACUCGGGGCACUCAGAAGGCAGAGGAACCACUCUUACCCAUUUGGCCUCUGGAGGGGGCAUAAAAUCAGAAACCUCAUUUUCUCGCUUGUAUGCAAAGCAUGUGAACUCUGGCACUAGCUCUCCCAGUGGGGCCUGUGGGCUUCUUGCUCAGCGGUAAACUGAUGAUCCUACUUGCUGUAGAGGAAGGGUUAACCCAAGCAAGAUAAGGCCCCAUCCUUUCACCAGUGGGGCCUCUGUCCCUGGGCCCCUGGGAGUGUGGCCAGAAAUGCCAGCAGCCUCUUGUCCUCAGUCCUACAAACCAAAAUCCUGCCCUUCACAGACCUUGCCCGGAACCUGGGGCUGGGAGGGAGGGUCUUGGGGUCACACCAGCCUCAGGGUCAUGUUUUGCUUCAGUGAUAUCUUGCCUAGAAAGGGGCAGUCUUCCAAGCAUGUCGAGCUGAGUUGCCAGCUCUUUCUUGCAGCCAGUCUUGUCACUAUCCAGCCAGGUGGUGGUUUCAGGUGGAAUUAAACUUGGCACAUGGCGGGGUGCAGGGAGCACAUGUGAAAAGUAUAAGAAGAGGCCUCUCCCUUCCAGAACCCCGAGUUUCUUGGCUGCAUGAAGGUUUUCUGUAAGAUCCGGAUUCUAGCCAGUUUCUUUGGCUGGAAGGAUGCAUAAUUAGCUGUUACGGGAAGGGAGGGGGUGGGGAAGGGGGUGGCCGUGUAUGCUGUGUGAUAUUUUUCUUAAAUCAUGGGGACCACAGAGAAAGGCAUGGGUCCCCCCAGCAGGCUCUUGCAGCUGCAGGUGCUGUGCCUACUGUCCGGAACACUUCAUGUCCCUGUGGCUGUGUGGCUGCUACUUCUGUAAAAAUAAAAGUGUGACCUGGAAAGUA